AGGACACUCUCCGAUGCAAAGCCCUAUCAGAGAGCAAAAACUUGUUCCGCGCGUUCGGCAUGAGAGACACAACGCGCUCAGGGGGUGAGAGAGUGGCUCUAAAAUCCGUUUGUGAUUGAAAACAACCUGGCUGCAGCCUGACAACGACUUAUUAACCAGUGUGAAGUCUAUGCAUUCGUCGAUCUGUUUAAUUUACAUCACCUCUAUCACAGUGAGGAGGACGGGACGGAGGUCUGGAACUCUAUGAGCGAGCGCGGAGAGCGCGUGAGAGUUUGAGAGCAUAGAAUACAAGUGAAAAGUUUAUACUUGGAUCUUCACCAUGGCGUACCCUCAGGGCUACUUGUAUCAGCCAUCCGCCUCUUUAGCACUCUAUUCGUGUCCUGCCUACAAUACGAGUGUGAUAUCGGGACCCCGGACAGAGGAACUAGGGAGAUCUUCCUCUGGCUCUGCUUUCGCUCCCUAUGCCGGAUCUACAGCUUUCACCAGCGCCUCGCCAGGCUACAAUUCCCAUCUCCAGUACAGUGCUGAUGCAGCCGCCGCCGCUGCCACUUUCACUUCUUAUGUGAGCUCCCCGUAUGACCACACGACAGGCAUGGCCGGAUCUAUAGGGUAUCACCCAUAUGCUGCUCCCUUGGGCUCGUACCCGUAUGGGGACCCAGCUUAUCGGAAGAAUGCAACCCGGGACGCCACAGCCACUCUGAAAGCUUGGCUUAACGAGCACCGGAAAAACCCGUACCCCACCAAAGGCGAGAAGAUCAUGCUGGCCAUCAUAACUAAAAUGACCCUCACCCAAGUGUCCACCUGGUUCGCUAACGCUAGGAGAAGGUUAAAGAAGGAGAACAAGAUGACCUGGACCCCACGGAACCGGAGCGAGGACGAGGAGGAAGACGAAAACAUUGAUCUAGAAAAAAAUGACGACGACGAGCCAAACAAGCCCACAGACAAGGGAGACUCCACAGACACAGAGGCAGAUCAUAAACUUAUCGACCCAGGGGAGAUUCCAUGCGACAGGUUUAAAGAUGAGACACAUUCUAAAGAUCUUGAUCCACUUUUGACAGACUCGGAAUUAAAAGACUCAGAGGAAGGGACGGACUUGCUCACUGAGCAGGCAAAACCCACCACCUCUUCGCCUUCCAUUCUACAAAGAAGGAAUGAUCUCGUUACGCAAGAGAAGCAAUCAGAAGAGGUCCACGCCACGAGUACGGGGAGCAGCAAUGUAACGUCUGUUAUUCAUUCCCCCCCUUCCGCGCCCAAACCCAAACUCUGGUCACUGGCCGAGAUCGCCACGUCUUCGGACAGGUGCAAGGGGAUCAGUGAGGCACCACAGGCCGCAGACCUGGGUCAAAGCACAGUCAUAGCCAGAGCUGCCUCGCCGACCCGGUCGUCCCCUCAGUGCCCUCUCCCCAGCAACACUGUCCUCUCUCGGCCUAUUUACUACACGUCUCCUUUUUACCCAGGCUACUCGAACUAUAGCACUUUCGGACAUAUCCACAGCAGCCACGGCACCAACACUGGCUCUACGGCACAUUUUAAUGGAUUAAGCCAGACUGUUUUAAACAGAGCCGAGGCUCUUGUCAGAGAGAGCAAAGUAAGAAGCCAAACGCACGUAGAUCUUUGUAAAGACUCACCUUAUGAGCUAAAGAAAGGUAUGUCAAACAUUUAAUACCGGAUUCAACGCCAAUCACACGGACAUUUAUUUAUUAUUUGUGGUUGCUUAAAAGAAGAAGCAGAAGAAGAAGCAAAAGAUCAUUUUGAAUAAAAAAAAUCGAGGACAAUUAUUUUCUGAGUAAAUGCCUAUCCUGAAAUCUUAGUUUCUGAAAGGUAAUCAAGAGGAUGUAACUUCUAAGAAUUGUCUUAAACGCUGCAGCCGCCUGAGUCUAUUUGUAUUAAAGACUAAUAUGUAUAUUUAAUGUAGCAUUUUGUAUUUAAAAUGGACAAUACACUAUCUUUGAAGUAAAUUAUGAUAAAGAAAAUGUGUGCAGAGACUGAUUUUACAAAAUAUGCAUGGCUGUGAAUGUGAAUUUGAUAGCUGCACAAACGACAGAAAUAACACAAGGAUGUGACGGAUGACAGCCGUAAAAGUAUUAUUGCCAAACGCAAAGCAACGCCUCUAGCAAAAGUUAAAUCGGUGUGAAAAUACUUUGAAUCAGUAGGUAAACCGUGUGUUAAUAUGCUUUUCUGACUCAUAAAAAAGCAAAUGCAGAGAUUGAAAACUCAGGCGGUGUGGGGAAAAGCCAUAUGGGGACGAGAGCUUGCAAACGCCCCUCGGUCGAUUUUAACAUAGGAUUCUCCUGAUAGCAUUGGUUAUGAACAAUACUCAUCUGUCAUUUGCAAACUGAGAGAUGGUUCAACGGGUGAAUAUUGAUAUGACAACAGCGGCAAAAGUGUCGAGCAGUCAUUUAACCCAAUUACAUUCCAACCGCGUCGUGUUAUAUGCAAAGCAAUCAGGUGGCGAACUCUAGUAAUGAGUUCGAUUUUAUGCCAAAUUUAGACCUCAUUACUAUGUCCUAGGCGUGGCAAAGUGGUUAGAGGCGCGCGGCGAUGCGGAGUGGGCCUGGGAGCAUACUGUUCUGUUAAAUCAUUAAAUGGUAGGAUAGGCUUAAUAGCGUUUGGAUUAUAGACGCUGAUGGUUUUCAAAAGUGUAUGUUUCAAAAAUAUCCCUCUGGCAUGGCAUGGCAUGUCCCUCAGUAAUGUCCUGCACCUUUACCCUCACUCGCAGGUAGGUGUCACACUUGCUCUUAAUUUCAAGUCCUGAAACUUCUUCAAGCACAGGGAUCCGAGGAAAACAGUUACCAUAACAAGCUAGAAAAACAUUUAUAGACUUCAAGUGCCAUGCAAAAAUAUCAUCAUGCACUUGUAGGCCAUUUAUAAUCUGAAAAAUACACAAUUUAGUCAGAAAACUUUGGCAGUACAAGACCAAACGAAUCCUAUUUUUCACCAACACGACAAACUGCUACAAUUAUUUACUUAAAAUUUAAAAAAAAAAAUUAUUUUAUUUAUUUUAAAAUAAUUUUUAACAAUGUUUAAAAAAGAAAAUGUAAUUCCUGA
This is a messenger RNA of Triplophysa dalaica, 3048 nucleotides long. It is a transcript of the gene irx5a, whose product is annotated as iroquois homeobox 5a. Gene Ontology annotation, molecular function: RNA polymerase II cis-regulatory region sequence-specific DNA binding; DNA-binding transcription factor activity, RNA polymerase II-specific. The record is from RefSeq and is a predicted model, not a curated record. The transcript has 3 exons. Gene Ontology annotation, cellular component: nucleus. Gene Ontology annotation, biological process: cell development; regulation of transcription by RNA polymerase II; neuron differentiation. Lineage: Eukaryota; Metazoa; Chordata; Actinopteri; Cypriniformes; Nemacheilidae. The coding region runs from base 320 to 1663 and encodes 447 amino acids.